Molecule: messenger RNA, 264 nt
Organism: Suillus subalutaceus
Lineage: Eukaryota; Fungi; Basidiomycota; Agaricomycetes; Boletales; Suillaceae
Exons: 1
Source: RefSeq, a predicted model, not a curated record
CUAUUCUCGUCAGUUGACAAGGAACUCAAGUUUUUGGAGGAAUACGACUUGGAUUGUACUCGUAUUCCCCUUCUGGAGUCUCGCUCAAUGUACUAUGAAGUCGCGGAGAUACACUUAUCAGGGAACUGCCACAUGGAAGCAGUUCAAGCAUUCCUCGAGGACAACAGAAAUAUUGAUUCAACUUCUCGUGCGGCCGACACUCUUCUGGAAAUCAUGUGGUGCAAAUGCUCAUUCAGGAUCACCCCCCGAAGCCGCUGUUGCUGA